Felis catus (domestic cat) is the source of this 4576-nucleotide messenger RNA. RefSeq names its product TIA1 cytotoxic granule associated RNA binding protein (gene TIA1). Gene Ontology annotation, cellular component: cytosol. The record is from RefSeq and is a predicted model, not a curated record. The coding region runs from base 1279 to 2019 and encodes 246 amino acids. NCBI's taxonomy places the organism in Eukaryota, Metazoa, Chordata, Mammalia, Carnivora, Felidae. Gene Ontology annotation, molecular function: mRNA binding. The transcript is spliced from 8 exons.
AACUUAAACUGAUUUUAAUUAGAAACAGUCUUAUGUAGAAGUAAUUUGAAAAUCUGUUAUGAAUUUUGGACAUUAAUUUUUUAACAUUUGAAUAUAAUACAUUUCGUUUAGAGACUAUUUAAGCAGUUUAUAGCCCAAGACUGUUUUCCCAUUGAUAAAUAAAUCUUCGGUCUUCAAUUAUUUUAAAAUCCUUUUUCAGUUAGCAUGAGCUCUUAAGAGACAAAUUUGCUAUUGUCCACAUUGUUUCUUUUAUAUAAGUGUCUUGCUAACUUGGUCAUAAUCUUUAGUAACCUUGUGCUGUGACUAAGGUAUUUGGACCGUUGGGGCACUUCUAUGAUACCAUGCAUUUUGUGUCGAUAUAUUUUAACAAAAAGAAACCUUAACAGUUGACCCUAAAAAGCAGUUGUUAAAUGUUAAUCCCCAGGUAUCUACUCUUUUGUGGUUGUUGUUACUGUUAAUAAUAAUAAUGCCUUUAUGUAUUUUGUGUAGCACUGUCUUGCUUGCAUUUGUUAUUAAUCAUACAGUUUAGGCCCUUUGUAAAUAGCUCACUGAAGGUAGUGUUCAUCAUAAGAGAACUUCAGUAUUUUGAAAAGCAUGCCAUAAUACAGUAAGAAUAAGUUGAUUACAGUAUUUACUUAUAGGUACUUGUUGAAUUUAGAAAACAGAUUUUUGGGAUUUCUCGUUGCUUUAUUAUUUUUCUAGCUAGAAAGAGUAGUAAAAAGGGCAUGUUAGCUUUGGUUUAGUUUGAGAAACAGACUAACAGCAGAGAUGAAAAGAUGAGGAGACUGGAAAAUAAAUGCCAAUAGUAUUGGUGGUAGAUUUGGAGAGUUUUCAUUUGAAGAGUUGUAGUUCAUUGGUAGGAUGAAAAUGAACAGUGAACAUGGAAUGGCCGGAAGAUUAGGGUUUAUAAAUGGACUCUUCUGUUAGGCAACAUUUUUCUUUGUGAGAACUGAUUAGGAAAAUAAGUAAAGUUCUAAUUUACUGAUUGUUCCUUUUAAUCUGUCUUAGGGUUUUCAUGAUGGUUAGCUUGCUUUCAAAUAUCUAGACUGGAAGGUCUUAACCUGUGGCCUCUCAAAAGCUCUAUAAAUCUCUGUAUACAAAAUUUUGUGUUUGUUUUCAUUUUGGUAUGGAGUAUCUUUGUAAGUUUUAUCCUAUUUUCAGAGUAGUCACAGGACCAUAAAAGGAUUAAAGAAGGAUUAAAGAACCCUGAUCUAGAUCUUUGCUGCUUCUUCCUUAGAGAAUCCUUUCAGAAAUAAAGAUGCCAGAGUGGUAAAAGACAUGGCAACAGGGAAGUCUAAAGGAUAUGGCUUUGUCUCCUUUUUCAACAAAUGGGAUGCCGAAAAUGCCAUUCAGCAGAUGGGUGGCCAGUGGCUUGGUGGAAGACAAAUCAGAACUAACUGGGCAACCCGAAAGCCUCCAGCUCCAAAGAGUACAUAUGAGUCAAACACCAAACAGCUGUCGUAUGAUGAAGUUGUAAAUCAGUCUAGUCCAAGCAACUGUACUGUAUACUGUGGAGGUGUCACUUCUGGACUGACAGAACAACUAAUGCGUCAGACUUUUUCACCAUUUGGACAAAUAAUGGAAAUUCGAGUCUUUCCAGAUAAAGGAUAUUCAUUUGUUCGGUUCAAUUCGCAUGAAAGUGCAGCACAUGCAAUCGUUUCUGUUAAUGGAACUACCAUUGAAGGCCAUGUUGUGAAAUGCUAUUGGGGCAAAGAAACUCUUGACAUGAUAAAUCCUGUGCAACAGCAGAAUCAGAUUGGAUAUCCACAAGCUUAUGGCCAGUGGGGCCAGUGGUAUGGAAAUGCACAACAAAUUGGCCAGUAUAUGCCUAAUGGUUGGCAAGUACCUGCAUAUGGAAUGUAUGGCCAGGCAUGGAAUCAACAGGGAUUUAAUCAGACACAGUCUUCGGCACCAUGGAUGGGACCCAAUUACGGAGUGCAGCCACCUCCAGGACAGAAUGGCAGCAUGUUGCCUAAUCAGCCUGCAGGGUAUCGAGUGGCAGGGUAUGAAACCCAGUAAAAAAGGACUCCAUAAUCUAAAGCCAGUGGCUUGAGGCUACAGGGAGUGUAGUAAAGCCGUUGUUUACUUAAAAGAUUUAUCAAAUCAGUCAGUGCAAAUGUCAGAUACAAUGUAUUUAUUUAAAAGAUUCAUUUUUUUAAUCAUGAAAUUACUUAUCAUCCACAUUGUUUUAAAAAGAAACAAGAUGCUGGAUGUCUGCCAAUUUUUGCCUUCAUUACCUUUUUUGAUAAAGUUUCUCAGAUCCUUGUUUCAAAUACAAAUGCAGGGAUUGCUGCCACUUUUUUAAAAUUAAGAGGCAGAAAAUUGCACAAUGUUGAACUUUUUUCCACUAAAGUAGUGUGCAGUUCUAGUUUGCAUUCCUGAUAUGAUUUAAAACAUGUAAUAUAAAGAUGUUAAAAAAAAAUGAAGAACCAAAACUGUGCAGAGUCUAGAAGUUCUUUGUAAUCUUCAGCUUGUGCACAAUUCUGUUUUAGGGGUUUUUGUUUUGUUUUUUGUUUUUAAGGCAUUGUUUGAACUCUCCCAUCUCCACUGUUUUCCCUUGGGGUUUUUUAAAUAUAAAUUAUUAGUUUACAUCAUUUUUGUAACUACAUUUUUCACAAAUUUGUCUUGCCUUAUUAAAUUUCUGUAAAAUAUACUUCAAUGGAAAAAAUGAUCACUUAGUUUGAAAACUUUUCUCAGAUGGAUUGAUAAUUGCAUUCAUUUUGUGUUUUAUAUGAGAAGGUGCCUCAAGAAUUCCCUCUUGGAUUUGUUUAAAAGGAUUUUUAUCUUCUGUGAUAUACUUUGCUGUGUACCAGGAAAUAUAAAAACAAAAACUUGCUACUAAAGAAAAUCUCUGAAAUGUGAUAAGUUCUUAUGAGCCCGUGUUAAUUCCAUGUGUCAACUUCUACAUUUACAUGUACUGUUUCAUUCUGUAAAAUGUUUUAGCAGUUUAAUAUUUUGCACAAUUAGCAAGCUUUGUAGGUCAUUUCCUUCUUAAAGGCAUCCUGCAGAGUUGACAGGAGACUUAUAAGGUUCUAAGUUGUUUGCAUGUGAAUAUCAAAUACACACUUUGGUAGUCUUUGAAUACAAAGUCAUCUGCUCUUGUUUUUCAAGAAUUUUGAGACACAAAGUUGUAUGUAAAGGAAGAUAUUAAUUUGCCAUUUUCUAGUUAUAUUUACUCAAAAAGAGUGAAUCAACUUAAUUUGUACAAAUGAUAGCUGUGAAACUGUAGAAUAUCAGGCUUGGGGUUCGUUUUGAACUUCAAAAUUAGCCUGAAGGACCAGCCGGGCAAAGUGUUUUUUAAAUGUUCAGAGGCCAAAAGAUAAACAAACAAACAAAAAAAAACCUUAAAAUCCUACCUCCUUAAACAGCCUUCAAAGAGGAGAAUCCUCAGUGCAAUCAUUAUUUUGAUUCUUUUGGUACCUGUUUUCCUGGAGUUCCCAAUUUUAUUAUUUUGGGGUGGCUCCGAGCAUUAAGAGGUUUAAUCUUUGAUGGCAUUAUUCUAGUUUUGAAAUUUCUAGUACAUUUCAGAGUGUCGUCAAAGAGUUGUGGGAGAUUUUGUUUUGUUUUCAGUGAAAGUCACAAACUUCAUUCUUCCUUGACUCACAAAGGGGAAGAGUCCCCAGUAUACAUAUUUGGAUGGUUCCGUUGUUUUUAAGACCUUCAGAGAGCUCCUAGUAUUUAGCAACAGAUAAAAGCCUGUGAAAUCUUGGUUUCCUGAACUGUCUUUUCCAGGUAGGAGCAAAUUAAAGGUGGUCUCUAAAGCCAAUACUCAUGUAAACCAGAGCCCAGGAAAGACAACUCAUAAGUGUAUAAUUCUCUGGAGCUCAAUUCUAUGCAGUUGUACUGAUGUUUCAUUAAGUCACUGUGUAUUUUUAAGUGUUGAUACAUUAAAAGUUGCUUUAUGGAAGAUGAGUAAAUUUUUUAAAUACUUGGGAAUUUUAUUUCCUUGUUAAAUUUUACAGAUCAGGGCAUGCAACCAGAAGCAGCUUAAAUGAAAUACUCAAAAAAAUAAAAUAAAUUAUCAGGAAACUAUUUUUAGAUUCUUCUGGCUUAUGUUUCUAUUUUAGGACCCUCGUUAUUUUUCUUACUCAAAAAUACUUUAUUUCCUGUACACCUGUGGACUGCAGGGUAAAUUAUUUGGGCAUAAGUAAUUUAAACAAAAGUAUAAUUUUUCUUUCAUUUUGACUAUCUUAAUACUUUUUACUAGUCAGUAUAUUUUCUUAUUGCACAAGUCUUAAAGUGUACAUUGACUACUUUUUGAGAAGAAAGUAUUUCUCAAAAAGUUACUACUGAACAAAUUGACAUUUCAAGAACAUUGCUAACUUUGGUUUAAAUCUUACUCCUAGUGUUAAAUCAUUUAAAGAUUUUUUAGCCUAAAAAUCAUACUGGUAUUAGUAUCAGGUAAGGAAAUUAACGUUUUAAAAAUGGCGUCAUUGUCUGCAAUAUUCAUUCAGAUUACUAUAAAAUACAUCUGGUACUGUAAAGAACCUGAAGUGAUACACAUUUAAUGGGUCAUUAAUCCAGUAUUCUUUGCCCUGACUGUUUGGAUAUUAAAGUUCCUUUAUGUUUUCUAUAA